Polistes dominula (European paper wasp) is the source of this 662-nucleotide messenger RNA. RefSeq names its product translocase of outer mitochondrial membrane 22 homolog mge (gene mge). NCBI's taxonomy places the organism in Eukaryota, Metazoa, Arthropoda, Insecta, Hymenoptera, Vespidae. Gene Ontology annotation, cellular component: mitochondrial outer membrane. The record is from RefSeq and is a predicted model, not a curated record. Gene Ontology annotation, biological process: intracellular protein transport.
UGACCGAGAGUUACUUUUGGUUAUAUAGUAGUACUUUGUCGAAGUUGGGUGAGAGAGAAUUAUUCGUAACCUUCUUAACAAGAUUAAAUAAACUCGUUUAUUUAACAUAUUAGUAUAUUAUAAAUCACUAAUAUACUUAAUUAUAUAUACAUCUGUAUAUAUGGCUUCAUUUGAAGAAGUAGAUCAGCUGGACAGUGGUAUGGGUAGCAGCGACGUUCGUUCCCCCGAAGUUAAAUCUCUUCUUCCUAAUGAAGAAGAAGAUGAGGAGGAUGAAAGCUUUUCAGAGAGGUUAUUAGGACUUACCGAAAUGUUUCCUGAAAAUGUUCGCAAAAUUGGAUAUAAUGUUGGAUCUUGUAUGUGCACUUGUGUCAAAGGUUUAUAUUCAUUUUCAUGUUCGGCAACAUGGCUCUUGUUUAGUUCAUCCGCUAUUUUAUUUGCACCAGUGUUCUUUGAAGUAGAGCGUGCUCAAAUGGAAGAAGUUCAACGCGUUCAACAAAAACAGAUGCUACUUGGACCUAAUUCUGCCAUCUCUAAUGUUAGUGCCUCUGGUCUUCCAAUGGCUCCACCCGUUCAACGAUAAAUAAUUAUAAUUUGGCCACCAAAUAAAUGUGCAUUAACUUCUGCCAUUCAACUAUUUAUCAGCAUAAUAGUAUCAUUAAUCG